Molecule: messenger RNA, 845 nt
Organism: Didymodactylos carnosus
Lineage: Eukaryota; Metazoa; Rotifera; Eurotatoria; Philodinida; Philodinidae
Source: the annotation of a GenBank genome assembly
AUGGCACAACUAGGAGAUUUAAUUAACAAACAGUAUACGUGUAAAGAUAUUCACACAAUUCUGUCCACCAAAUUAGAAGAAUUACGUCAAAAAUCUCCUGAACACUUUUCAAAACCCAUUCAUGCAUUAGCUGCUGUCGACGAUAGUAUUGAACGUCAGUUAGAACAGUUAUUACAACAAGAAAGAAAAGAUCACAUAGGGAAACGCAUUGCACUUAUUCCAUAUCAUUUGGAAAAUUUACAUUGGGUUGGAAUUUUAAUCGAAUUUACAGAGAACGAACGUAUUAAACGAGCCGAAUAUAUUGAUUCAGUAAAUGGAAGUAAUAUUACUCCAGAAAAAUUGCAAAGCCACUUUGCUCAAGUUUAUCCAGAUGAUGUUUUACAAGUAAAACAUUUGCAAAAAGAAGACGAUCAUCUACAUAGUGCCGCAUUAACUAUUGAAAACUUGUUAGUAGCUGCCAACAUUAAGCAUCCAACAGUUAUUGAACGGUCAAAGAAAGAAGAAUCUAUUUCGUCGCCAACUACACACAUUCCAAAGGAAGGUAAUGAAUAUGAACGCCGCGAACUAGAACAGAAAUUACACUUAUUUAAUAGUGAUUGGAGCAAAGAGGUACCUCGAGACGUAAGAAUGUUGUCAGGAAAAAUACGACGAACAGUAGACCAAACCAAUGUAUAUGAGGAGCAGGAAAAAACGAAAGAUGUUGAGGAAGAAGUGAAAUAUGUUUCGUCUAGCUCUUUACCGGAUGACAAAUCAAAAGUUCAUGAAUUGAAAAAGAAGUUAGAUAACGGUCUGGUAAAGAUUCACCUACAGAAUGUGGAUGAGUUGCCAGGAAAAAUACAGGAUAG